Molecule: messenger RNA, 3286 nt
Organism: Leptopilina boulardi
Lineage: Eukaryota; Metazoa; Arthropoda; Insecta; Hymenoptera; Figitidae
Gene: Scm
Product: polycomb protein Scm
Exons: 8
Coding region: 385-2598 (737 amino acids)
Biological process (GO): regulation of DNA-templated transcription
Cellular component (GO): nucleus
Molecular function (GO): zinc ion binding; protein binding
Source: RefSeq, a predicted model, not a curated record
CUAUAGCGGGCAAUAUGUCCGAUUAAUAAAAAAAAAAUGUCCGACAAAUACGUAAUUUCCAUAAAAUAAUUCCUUCAAUAAUUUGUUAUAUCAAAAAACAAUUUGUUUAACUUCAAAUUAAAAUUUCAAACAGUGUUAAGUGAAAUUUAUAAUAUAUUUUAGUUUAUAUAAACGUGAAAUUUACCAAUUUAAAAUUUCUCAUUCGGUCUCAACUUUUUUUUUUAAAAAAAAAAAAAAAAAAACUUUCUGUGUGCGCCAGUAAUGAAUGUAAAUAUAUAAGUUUUUUUUUUAUUUUACAUUUUACAAUUAUCUAUUAUGCCGCGAAAGUGUAUAAAUUUAUUCCAAUUUAGUCAGUUAUAAAGGAAGAUUAAUUAUAAUUCCUCUAUGAUGUCGGCAACACCAAAUAAAAUACGAGGUCCUGGUCGUCCGCCAAAAUUAAAGCCAUGUUGCACAUGGUGUGGUGAAACAAAACAGCCAUUAAAAUAUGUUUUACCAACACAACAUGGAAAUAAGGAAUUUUGUUCGCAAAUUUGCCUAUCUGAAUAUCGUAAAGGUUAUGUCUCUGAAAGAGGUGCUUGCGUUCAUUGUGAUAAUGUUAUUCGUGGUACACCAGUGAAAUUAAAUCCAGAUGGACCGUAUUUUUGUUCGAAUUUUUGCUGUAAUAAACAUCAAAAGAAAGAUGGACAAAUUGACACGAAAAAAAAUAAUAAUGAACAGAGAGCUACAGCAGCUUCUCCUGUACCAUCAACAAUAUUAGGUAACAAUAAUGCUACAACUACAAUAACAACAACAACAACAACAGCGACAGCAACAACGACGACGACAACAUCAACAACAAAUCAAUCCUAUAAAUCUGGAAUUAAUAUAACACAAUCACCAUCGACAUCAAGUGGGAAUUUUCAAUUUGAAACCUAUCAAACAUUUGAUUGGGAACAAUAUUUAAAGGAAACAAACAGUACAGCUGCGCCUGCAGAAUGUUUUAAACAACAUGAAAUACCACCGAUAAAUGAAUUUAAAAUGGGUAUGAAAUUGGAAGCACUCGAUCCACGUAAUUUAACAUCAACUUGUAUUGCAACUGUUGUCGGUGUAUUGGGACCAAGAUUACGUCUUCGAUUAGAUGGUUCUGAUAAUAAAAAUGAUUUUUGGCGUAUUGUUGAUAGUAAUGAAAUACAUCCAAUAGGACAUUGUGAAAAAUUAGGUGGUAUGCUACAACCACCAUUGGGAUUUCGUAUGAAUGCAUCAAGUUGGCCAACAUUUCUUUUAAAAACAUUAAAUGGCGCCGAAAUGGCACCGGCAAAAAUAUUUAAACGCGAACCAAGAACACCGCGUACAAAUAUGUUUAAAGUUGGUCAUAAACUUGAGGCAAUUGAUAAGAAAAAUCCACAAUUAAUAUGUACAGCAACUGUUGGCGCUGUUAAAGACGAUAGAAUUCAUAUAACAUUCGAUGGUUGGCGUGGUGCAUUUGAUUAUUGGUGUGAAUAUGAUUCAAGAGAUAUGUUCCCAGCUGGUUGGUGUUUUAAAAGUGGACAUCCAUUACAACCACCUAAACAAAAAUCCACUGGACAAAAUCGUUUUAAAUCCAGAACAAGUAACGUUCUUCCAGUGAUGGCAGUUUCUGGCAGUGGAUCAAGUGCAGAAUCUGCUGUUACUUUAAUUAGUCCAACAUCGUCGCGAGCACCACCACAAUUGGCAACAGAACCCGAUACAAGUAGUGCAAACAGUCGACUAUCAACAGAAAAUGUUACAUUAUACGUGAAUCAUACAUGUUCCUGUGGUCCAUAUUUUGAUCCACGUAAAGUAAAAGCAAUGCCAGGACAAUUUGGAACUGGUCCAAUUUCAAAUGUGGCGCGAGAAUUAUUUCAGGCAUUUUUAAUGGCCGCUUUAAAUCCACGACAAAUGUUAAAUCUUUUAAAACGUGGCGAAGGUGAAUUUAUAACAUUAACAUUGGAGAGUAAACCAACGACAGUGAGAAUUCCUGUUUUUGUUGAAAUUGAAGAUUUCUAUACAUAUAUUAGACGACAACUUGAAGAGCUUUGUGUAUGUGAAUAUUUAUUAUCAAAACGAAAGGAGAACUGUAAUAAAUGUAUAAUUAAUGCACAAGCAGUGAGAAAUAAUGAUGAAUCUAAUUCAUCAUUAGAAAAACGAAGAUGGUCUGCUGAUAAUCAACAAAAUUCAAUGAUUACAAUUUCAUCAACAGCGACAUCACAACAAAAACAGGAUCAUUCGCAAAUUAUUGGUAUUCCAACAACGCAGAGUGUAUCGUCAGUUACACCAUCGCCUCCAAAACAACCGAGAAAAUCUCUUCCUGAAUUUGAAGCAGCGACAUCGACAACACAAUCUGAGGUUCCAGUUGCGAAAUAUUCGUCAACAGAACCUUCUGAAUGGACAAUUGAAGAUGUUAUUCAAUUUAUUGCAGUUACAGAUGCUGCACUUGGACAACAUGCUGAUCUCUUUCGAAAGCAUGAAAUCGAUGGUAAAGCAUUGCUUUUAUUAAAUUCGGACAUGAUGAUGAAAUACAUGGGUCUAAAAUUGGGACCAGCUUUAAAAAUCUGCAAUCUCGUGAAUCGAAUUAAAGGCCGAAGACAUUUAAUACUGUGACUUAUUUAAAAAAAAAAAGAAAAAAAAAUGUCACAGCCGAAUUUACAAAAAAAGAAAAAACAUAUUUCUGCUCUUUAUUACACGCAGGUAUGUUGAGCAAAUUGUAUAUUUCUUUUCUGCUUCUUCAAAAAUAUAAAAUCUAAUUUCUUAUAUUACAUUUCAAAUUGUAAUAGAAAUUGAACAUGGUGGCCACUAAAAAACUAAAAAAAAAAAAUCUCCAUCACUUUUCUGUAAAAAAAAAAAAUAAUCAAUGUCUAGAAAUUGGUUUCCAAUUUCUAAUUAAAAUAAUUGAUUAAAUUUUUUUCUUUAAAAUCCAUAACUAUUUAUUAAUAAUUUAGAAAAUAGUGUUUUUAAUUAAAAUUUUAAUUAAAAUUUUAAUUAAAAAUUUAAUUAAAAAUUAGUAAAAUAUUUAAUUACAUGAUACGAUUUUCAAAACUAUAUUUUUUUCCUUAAAGAAAAUAUAAAAAAUUUUCAUCAAACUAAAUCGAUUUUUACUUUAGAAAAAAAAUUUUUAAAAGUCAUUUUUUUAUUAUUAAUUUUUAUGCUUGACACGCUUUUUCGAGUAUUUUUUCUCAAAUUGUAAUAUUAAAUAAUUUCCCUGUUUUUUUUCCUGAAAUGUGGCCACCAAUUGAACUAAUACAAAUAAAAAAAAAAAAAAAAUGUACGAGGAACAGAUUUUUUUUUUUUU